AUGUCACCAAACAUUUCUUUCGACUCCGGCACUAUCGAUAGAUUCAACCGGGCAGCAGCCGGGUAUAUCGUGCCUCUCCUUCUCAUAGUAACGAACCUGAUUACCUACAUCAACAAGGAUGCAUCCAAAACUUAUGAUCUUACUGUCCUUAACGUCUUUGCCAACCUCUAUUUGCUUGGAGCCUAUCUUAGAGGCGACAGAUCGAAGAUAAUAUGGCUCCGAUGGACUUUCGAAAUCAAGCAUGCCGUUGGUCUGGCAGAAUGCGGGCACUUCAGUGGGUACGCCGGCCCAAACAAAGAGAUCUACUAUCAGUAUGAGACUGAUGACGGCCACUGCGACACCGUCAUCGAACAAAUCGAGAUUGAACGGGCAAUUGAGCGGCAUAUCAAAAGGGAAGGAUCAACUCUUCGUACCACCGAAUGCAUGGACCUUACUGACAAUUGGGUUUGGAACGGUCACUUACUCAUUGGACCGACUAAGGGCUUCGACUAUGAGAUAGAAUGCGGGCCUAAGCUUAUUGUUAUUCCAGUGUCCAUGAUGUGGGAUUUGGAGAGUUUGGAGAAAGCAGAGAAGGAGAAAGAGGAGAAAGCUGAGAAGGAGAAAGAAAAGCAAGCCGACCGUGAGCUGUGA
Molecule: messenger RNA, 630 nt
Organism: Fusarium subglutinans
Lineage: Eukaryota; Fungi; Ascomycota; Sordariomycetes; Hypocreales; Nectriaceae
Exons: 4
Coding region: 1-630 (209 amino acids)
Source: RefSeq, a predicted model, not a curated record